Messenger RNA from Penicillium argentinense, 1812 nucleotides. RefSeq names its product MFS general substrate transporter. The record is from RefSeq and is a predicted model, not a curated record. The coding region runs from base 1 to 1812 and encodes 603 amino acids. Gene Ontology annotation, molecular function: transmembrane transporter activity. NCBI's taxonomy places the organism in Eukaryota, Fungi, Ascomycota, Eurotiomycetes, Eurotiales, Aspergillaceae. The transcript is spliced from 4 exons. Gene Ontology annotation, biological process: transmembrane transport.
AUGGAGCAGUCCGGUGAGAAAUCAAAAAUCGCACCCGAAGUCAUGAACGACCAUCCUGCGGAUUCAGACUCCAAUGCCGACCCCAAGUCUCUGGCUCUUGGGCCUGGCGUGGGGUCGCGUCUCCGACUCCGAGUUACGCUUUUGGCGCUGGCGCUUUUGAUGAUGGCGGUUAUUUUGAAUGUUUCGUCUAUUUCGUCCGCUUUGCCUACGAUUUCUCGUGAUCUGGGGAUUAAUGCUAUUGAGGCGUUUUGGGUGGGGACUUCGUCGCUCAUCUGUUCUGCUAAUGAGGCAGCCUUUCAGCCGGUAUAUGGCUCGCUGUCUAGUAUCCUCGGCCGUAAGCCGGUGAUGAUGAUGGCUAUUGCUUUUUUCACGGCAGGCACGAUCAUAUCGAGUCAGGCUUCGAAUGCCAUCAUCCUCCUUCUCGGCCGUUCCAUCCAGGGUCUCGGCGCUGGCGGAAUUCACAGUCUUUCAGAAGUUAUAUUGACCGACGUGGUCCCGCUCAGGCUUCGAGGUCGAUAUCUAGCCUACCUCAACUCGACGUGGGCCUUCGGCUCGAUAACCGGUCCAGUCAUCGGCGCAGCAUUCGCGCAAAAGGUGACUUGGCGAUGGCUGUUCUACAUCAACAUCCCGCUCGUCGUUUCGGGGUUUAUCUUGAUGAUGAUGUUCACCAAACUCCAGCCUCUGCCGGACUCUAUGCGCAAAAAGCUGCACAAUAUCGACGGUGGCGGAAUCAUUCUCUUCACUGGGGGCAUCACCGCUGUUCUAAUUCCAGUAACCUGGGGCGGCGUGAUGUACGACUGGGACUCGUGGCAAACGCUGACACCGUUUUUGAUCGGAGGCGCCUGUCUGGUCUUUUUCGUCGCGUACGAGGCAUACAUCGCUGCCAACCCCAUGAUCCCACUCGCCCUCUUUCGCACACGCACUCUCGUCGUCAGCUAUGUUGGUACAACCACCAUGGGGUUGAUCCUCUCAUGUGGACUGUACUAUCUGCCGUUUUAUUUCCAAGCUGUCAAGGGCUAUAGCCCGAUUCUUUCUGGAGUGGCUUUGUUCCCGGUGACUUUUACCCUGGUGCCAGGCGCCAUGGCGACUGGAGUCCUCAUCAGCCGAACAGGUUUGUACCGAGGUAUGGUCUGGGCCGGCUGGUUGAUCUCGACGAUCGGUCUGGGAUUCAACUGCUUCGUGCGUGUAGACUCUCCCGACGUGCUUUGGAUUAUGUGUCUGGUAGUCAGAGGCCUGGGGAUGGGAAUGUUACUCUCAUCUCUCAAUCUCACUGUUCUGGCUGCCGCUGCGCCGCAACGUGAGGAGGCCGCCGGCGCUGCUACCAUGUACACGUUCUUCAGCGCACUCGGCCAGACUCUCGGUGUGGCACUUGGUGGUACAAUAUUCGCCAACCGCAUCCGUGCAAGUCUGCAGGCCCAGCCAUCCCUGGAAGCUCUCCUCAGUAAUGUCACCAGUGGUCACCAUGCCGACUCGGUGGCUCUUAUCCAGAUGGUGGGUGAUAUUUCGGAUCCGGCGACGCGACAUCAGGUUCAAAAGGUUUAUGUCGAUAGUCUUCGCGUGGUGUGGGCGUUUUGUUGUGCGCUGAGUGGUGUGGCGGGUCUGUUGAGUCUUGCGACGCGACAUUAUGAUAUGUCCCAGCAAGUUGUUACACAGCAGGCUUUGCGGGGACGAACAAUGACUAGGUCGAGGUCGAGGUCGAGGACAAUUGAGUCCGGGGAUAUUAUGGUGGAUCUGCAUCGUCGUGAUCUGUCCAAGGCGAGCGGCUCUUUUCGUUCAGCUGGUGAUCCAGACGGCCCAGUGCAUGUGUGGUGA